CUGAGAGCUGAAGAUGUGAUGUCAGCCUAUAUAGUCAGAGCUAAAGAGGUUAAUCUGGUGGUGAAUGCAAUCGUCGGUGAGCAGUAUGACAGGGCACUGAAGCGAGCCCAGGAGUUGGAUAGCAUUUUAGAUUCUCUGACCUCAGAAGAAAUCUUGCAGAAAUAUUCAGAAGAGACAAAACCACUUCUUGGAGUGCCUCUCUCAGUCAAAGAAGCUUUCUUUUGGACAGGCAUGGCCAAUACUUCAGGCAUUCCCAGCCGGAAGCACCUGAGAUCACCUCAUGAUGCUCCAGUUUUAGUUAAUCUCCAGGAGGCUGGUGCCAUUCCCUUUAUCCAGACCAAUGUCAGUGAGGCGUGUAUGUGGUUCGAAUCCUCCAACUAUGUGUAUGGCUGCACCAAUAAUGCCUAUGAUACCACUCGUAUAGUGGGAGGCAGCUCAGGUGGCGAAGGAUGCAUUCUGUCUACAGGAGCGUCUGUGAUCGGUAUUGGUUCGGAUAUAGGGGGAAGUAUCCGAAUGCCAUGUUUCUUCAAUGGAGUCUUUGGACACAAAGCAAGUUUUGGUGUGGUUGAAAAUUCUGGCCAGUUUCCUAUUGCCAGCCAGUCUGCCAUGGUCCUUCUGAGCACAGGUCCGAUGUGUCGAUAUGCCUCCGAUCUCAUCCCGGCCCUCAAGGUCAUGGCUGGUCCAAAUGGCAUUUCUAAACUAAAGCUAGACACUGAAGUGGACAUAUCAAAACUGCGGGUGGUCUCAGUUCCUGACGACAGCGGGUCCCUGUUAGUCAGCAAGGUGGAUCCCGAACUGAAAGCCAUUCAACGGAAGGUUGCUGAUUAUCUGAAAACCAGAGGUGCCCAGGUUACAGAGCAAUACAUUAGGAAGUUCCGUGCCAGCUUGGACAUGUGGGCAGGAAAGAUGAACUUGUGUGAUGAUGGGCCAUCAUUUGCCAGUUUGAUGUCCGGAGAUGACAGUGGCCAGAGCCAUGUCAACUGUUUUGCCGAAUUUUUCAAGUGGUUGAUGGGUCAGUCCACUCACACAUUGCCUGCCCUUGCCCUCGGUAUGUUUGAUGAUGUUGGGCCUAAAUUGACGAAAAAGGCAGACAUUAGAGCUGUCCAGAUUUUAGAUACUCUCCGGAAAGAAUUGCUUCAGUUGCUAGGUGAUGAUUCUGUCUUGCUGUACCCCUCACAUCCAAAAAUCGCACCUUAUCACAAUCAUCCAAUAUUUACUCCUUUCAACUUUGCAUACACUGGUCUAUUCAACGCUUUAGGUUUCCCGGUCACUCAGUGUCCACUUGGCUUGUCUAAAGAAGGAUUACCCCUAGGUGUUCAAGUUGUUACCACCCCAUAUAAUGACCAUCUAUGUCUAGCUGUAGCCAAAGAAUUAGAAAAAGCAUUUGGAGGAUGGAAAAAUCCAGGAACAAAUUCCUAA
This is a messenger RNA of Candidula unifasciata, 1419 nucleotides long. Lineage: Eukaryota; Metazoa; Mollusca; Gastropoda; Stylommatophora; Geomitridae. The record is from the annotation of a GenBank genome assembly.